UAGUGUGAGCCUUUCGUAAUAGCCGUCCAAAUUACUCUACGAAAUGUCCAUCUACAAUAUUAUUGCCAUUUUGAUGGGUUUGUUUAUGGUAGACGCUGAAGUGGUACAAACUACCCACGGAAAUAUAGAAGGGAAGACCUUGAGGACUUUAAUACAUAAAGUACAGUAUUAUGCGUUUAUGGGUAUACCUUUUGCUAUUCCACCGAUAGGCGAUUUGAGGUUUUUGGAACCUCGAUCUGCCAAACCCUGGGACGGCGUGUUGAAAGCUACCAAGGAGAAACAAGCAUGUAUCCAGUACAAUACCAAUAUAAAAAAGGGUCAACCUUUGGGAGUGCACGGGUCAGAAGACUGCCUUUAUCUAAAUAUUUUCACGCCCGAUUUGAAUCAAAACAAACGCGCAGUUAUUGUGUUCAUCUACAAUGAAAAUUUCGCGAUCUCUUACAACAAUACAAAGGACUACGCUCCUGAUUUUUUCAUCGAAGAAAAUGUUGUUAUUGCUACCAUAGCACACCGUUUAUCUUUAUUUGGCUUCCUUUCUUUGGAAGACGAUAGUGUGCCGGGAAAUUCCGGGCUGAAAGACAUUGUUGAAGGUUUGCAAUGGAUAAAAAAUAAUGUUGAUCAGUUUGGUGGAGAUCCUAAUAAAAUUACUUUGAUGGGAGUUCAAGGAGGCGCGGCUGCAGUUGAUUUGCUAAUACAUUCUGAAGCACGAGAAUUAUUUAGAUCUGCAAUUUUGCAUAGUGGCUCAGCAUUAUCGACUACGUGCCUCCAAGAAGGAGCUCGGGAAAGAGCAUUUGAAUUAGGUGAAAUACUUAAAUUUAGUACAAGCAGCCCGACCAAUCUAUUAAAGUAUCUUAGAGGUGUUGCGCCUGUUGACUUGUUAAAUAGGAACAUACACGCUAGUCCAAAAGACUAUUUCAAAGAAAAUCAACGUGGAGUUUCAGCUUUUGGUCCCAUAGUUGAGAAACAUUACGGUGGUUUGAUUAUUAAAUAUCCUGAAGAAUCGUCGGAAAAUAUAAUAAGUAUUCCCAUUAUGAUUGGGUUCAACUCUCGAGAAGGAUUGGAAUCUUCAUUACAGUAUCUCAUCGAACCAAGAUAUCUCACAUUUGUCGAUAAAGACUUCCCACUCAUGAUGCCUAUUCGUUUGAAAUUUAGGUUUAAUCCUGAUCAUGAAGAUUUUUAUGAUGCAAUAGAUGAGAUAAAAAAAAAAUAUUUUCAUAGCAGUAAAAUUCGUAUCAAUAAUGUCGCCGAAUUUGUGUCAUACAUUGGUGACGUUGCAAUUGCAUAUAAUGUUGAUUAUGCUGCUAGAAUGUAUAGUAAUAAAUCUUCAGCUGCAGUGUUUUACUAUCAUUUUGAUUACUACAGUAAUUUAAAUGAAAACAAGAAUAAUAUAAUGAAAAUAUCGACAGUAGAAGAUGGCACUUGGGGAGCUGCAUCUGGUGAUGAACUCUGCUAUUUGUUCAAAUGCCCGGACAUGGUCGAUACAUAUUUGAAGAAUUACAAAUCUUCAACUAAAGAAUACAAAAUACAAAAUAAGAUUGUUAGAAUGUGGGCUAAUUUUGCUAAAUACGGUAACCCGACCCCAGAAGAAGAUGAUUUAUUAGAGAAAUUAAGUUGGCCGGCCUUCAAUUUGGAUACUGAACAAUAUCUGCACAUAGACAAAAAUUUCGAUAUCAAGUCCAACCUUUAUAAAGACAGAUUCAAAUUUUGGGACAAAUUUAUCACAAAAUGGCAAAAUAAAAUUAAGAAAUCUAAUAAAAAUGAUGAACUUUGAUUGAUUUUUAUAAGGUUUUUAAUUAAAACAAAUUACUGUGUGAUUAACUUACGAUAUUGUAUUGGGGUUUUAUCCAACUUUAGGAAAGACCAGUGCCCCAGAAUAUUAAUAUGUCAGAUGAAAAUAUGAUAUUAUGAGGAAUUUAAAUUUUAAUGAAACCUUAUUAAGAUGUUUAUUAAAUAGUAAUAUUAAAUAUUUUAAUUUCAUUUUUUCAUUACUCCAAUGAAUUUAAUUUUCAUGUCAAGUGUAAAAAGCGUG
Plodia interpunctella (Indianmeal moth) is the source of this 2029-nucleotide messenger RNA. RefSeq names its product juvenile hormone esterase-like. The record is from RefSeq and is a predicted model, not a curated record. NCBI's taxonomy places the organism in Eukaryota, Metazoa, Arthropoda, Insecta, Lepidoptera, Pyralidae. Bases 44 to 1771 code for a protein of 575 amino acids. The transcript is spliced from 3 exons.